CAAUUACACUUCACUUGUACGGGUUCUAACCUUCUUUAAGAUACAUAUAUAUAGAACAAUAGAAGUGAAGACAGAGAGAGAUUUAAGAGAUUAUAUAAAUGCUAGAAUUGCUUUGAAACAAACAAUUCCAUUUCAUAAUUUUGACCAUUCCUAUUCUUCUUCUUCAUAUCUUCCUCUAUCUUCACUUCUUUUUUUUUUUUCCUUUGUUCUUUCUUUAAAAUGGUUUCUUCUUCUUUUCCAUUAACCCAAGUUUCACCUUCUUAAUUCCUCUUUCAUUUUCAUCACUUCAUGCAUGAACUAGUUAUCCUUAACCCUAUAUAAACUACCUAUUUUCAUCAUUUUAACACUUCAAUCAUCCAAAUCUAACAUUUAUUCACUUUUUCUCCUAAAGAUAUAUACUAUCUCUAAAAAAGAUAGUUAAACACACACACACAUAUAUAUAUAUAUAUACACACAAUAUAUAUAUAUAUAUAUAUAUGGGUUCAAUGAAUUGGUUAGGUUUCUCUUUAUCUCCUCAAGAACUUCCUUCACAAACUCCUGAUCAUGGUAGUAAUCAAGAUCACCAUCAUCAUCACUUUACAAGCAACAACAAUGGAGAGUGUUUCGAUCUCGGGCCCGGCUCAACGCCUCAUUCUUCUCUCAAUCACAUCCCUUCUUCCUUUGGAAUCCUUGAGGCCUUCCAUAGAUCAACUAAUGAUCAAUCCCAAGAUUGGAACAAUAUGAAGGGAAACUCAGAGCUUAGUAUGCUAAUGGGAAACCAAGAAGUUGAAGAGGAGCCAAAACUAGAAAACUUUCUAGGGAGUAGUCACUCUUUUAGAGAGAAUCAUCAUCAAAAUAAUGGAGAUCUCUACAUGUUUAAUACUACACAUGAUAACAACAAUAAUAGUACUAUGUCAAACCCUAAGGAUAUUACUAGUCCUGCUAGUAAUAAUAAUAAUAAUAAUAAUAACGGACUCAAUGUUUCAAUGAUCAAGACAUGGUUGAGAUCAAACCACCCUCCUCAAUCAAAUAUAGUGGAUGGUGGUGGUGGCAGUGGUGGCGGCGGGGCGAAUGCACAAACAUUAUCCCUUUCAAUGGGAACUGGUGUGUCCCAAUCCGCCUUGCCGCUACUAGCGGCAGGAGGAGGAGGUGGUGGUGGUGGAGGAGAGAUAGAGAGUAGUUUGUCUGAGAAUAGUAGUAGUAAUAAUAAACAACAAUUAAGUGAUACAACGGCCGGGAUAUGUAAUAACACAGCUAGUACUAUUACUGCUAUCGUUGAUGUUCAAAGUAGUGCACUAGAAAGCGUUCCUAGGAAAUCUAUUGAUACAUUUGGACAACGUACAUCCAUUUACCGUGGUGUAACAAGACAUAGGUGGACUGGGAGAUAUGAAGCUCAUCUAUGGGAUAAUAGCUGUAGGAGAGAAGGGCAGACUCGUAAGGGCAGACAAGUUUAUUUGGGGGGUUAUGACAAAGAAGAAAAAGCGGCUAGAGCUUAUGAUUUGGCUGCACUUAAAUAUUGGGGUACCACUACCACCACCAACUUUCCUAUUACUGAUUAUGAAAAGGAAGUUGAGGAUAUGAAGCAUAUGACACGCCAAGAAUAUGUGGCAUCUCUACGAAGGAAAAGUAGUGGAUUUUCUCGUGGUGCAUCAAUUUAUCGAGGAGUAACAAGGCAUCAUCAGCAUGGUCGUUGGCAAGCAAGGAUAGGUAGGGUUGCAGGCAACAAAGACCUCUACCUGGGAACUUUCAGUACACAAGAAGAAGCAGCAGAAGCAUAUGAUAUAGCAGCAAUAAAGUUUAGGGGAUUAAAUGCAGUAACAAACUUUGAGAUAAACAGGUAUGAUGUGAAAGCCAUACUUGAUAGCACCACACUUCCUAUAGGAGGAGCAGCAAAGAGGUUAAAAGAUGUGGAGGAUUUAACCACAAUUACUCCAGAUAAACAGAUUAUUAGGGCAAUUACUUCGAGUAAUGAUAAUAAUCAUGAAAAUUCUCAGCUUACUAAUUUUGGUAAUGGGACUCCCAAUUUCCAUUCCUGGCCUGGAAUCGCAUUCCCACAAGCUCAACCACUUGCAAUGCAUUACCCUUAUGCAACUUCUCAACAACAACAACAACAACAACAAAGGUUUUGGUGUAAGCAAGAAGUUCAAGAUACUACUAAUGAUUACCAAGAUCAUCUUAAUCAGCAGCUUCAAAUGAAUAAUGGGACACAUAAUUUCUUUCAGAUGCAUAAUUUGAUGGGGUUGGAGAAUUCUUCUACUAGUUUGGAGCAUAGUUCUGGGUCGAAUUCCGUCGUUUAUGGGAAUGGGAAUGGGAAUGGGAAUGGAAAUGAUCAUGGUGUUGGGAAUGGGUAUGGAUUACCCUUUGGGAUGUCAACAGUAAUUGCUCAUGAUGGGAAUGGGAAUGGAAGUGGGAAUGGGAAUGAACAAAGUGGGUAUGAGAAUUAUUACUAUCUUUCACACCAAGGAAAUAAUAAUAAUCAUGGUAAUGCUGCUGGUGUAAGAGGAGCUGUUGGGACUUAUGAUCAAGGGUCAGCUUGUAACAAUUGGGUCCCAACGGCGAUUCCGACACUCGUUCCGAGGCCGAAUAAUAUGGCGGCUGUUGGUGGUCAUGGUGGAGGAGGAAUCCCUACUUUCACUGUGUGGAAUGACACCUAAAUUUCGGAAUGAGAAGGAAAGGGAAAGGGAAUGGGAAAAGGGGUUAAUAAGGUGGAAAGAAAGAAGAAGGUUUGGGGUGUACACAACUCAUUUCCUAGGCUUGAUUUUUUCACCAAGUAUUUGUUUGUUAUUCUACAUAUUUAACUAACUAGGAGGAUGAUUAAUUGAUCUAGGUAUUUUUUUUUUUUUAUUUCAUCUAUAUUUUCAGAUUAUAUGAUAUGGGAAUUGCACAGGGAUCUAGCCCGGAGUUCAGUAAUAGCAAAAGAUUUGAGUGGUACCCUCACUUUUGCUAUGAUUUUGGGAACUUUGGGUGAAUUAGAUCCUCGGAAAGUUUUUUUUUUCUUUUUUUUUUCCUUUAUGUGACUUGAUUACCAGGCUUUGUAAUUUUGAAGUAACUAACAUUAUGAUCAUGAUGAAUGAUGAUACAAAGAAUGGGAGCUCUCCUUUCUGUA
Beta vulgaris subsp. vulgaris (sugar beet) is the source of this 3085-nucleotide messenger RNA. Its product is annotated as AP2-like ethylene-responsive transcription factor BBM. Gene Ontology annotation, biological process: regulation of DNA-templated transcription. The record is from RefSeq and is a predicted model, not a curated record. NCBI's taxonomy places the organism in Eukaryota, Viridiplantae, Streptophyta, Magnoliopsida, Caryophyllales, Amaranthaceae. The transcript is spliced from 9 exons. Gene Ontology annotation, molecular function: DNA-binding transcription factor activity; DNA binding. Bases 477 to 2633 code for a protein of 718 amino acids.